AUGUCCGUCCCUGCCCUUGUGGACACCAAAGGCGUCACCGUUGCCGACAACCUCUCCCUCCGCUCCCAAACCACCGACGAGGAAAAGCUGUUCGAAGGCCAGGAGAUUGCCAUUAGCAGCUCGGCCAAUUCAUCCGAGGAAGUUCUUGCCAAGUUCAAUGAACCCCCAGACAGCUACGAGUCCAAGCACCGCUGGGACCCAAAGGCCACUUGGACUCCCCAGGAGGAGACCAAGCUCCGUCGCAAGCUUGACUUGCGUGUCGCUUUCGUGGCGUGCGUGUGCUUUGCAGCCCUUCAGCUGGAUCGCGGAAACAUUGGAAACGCACUCUCGGACAACAUGCUGGUUGACCUCCACAUGACAACCGCCAAUUACAACUUGGGUCAGACAAUCUUCUACCUCUGUUUCCUCGCCGCCGAGCUUCCAUCGCAAAUGAUCUCCAAGAAGCUUGGCUCGGAUGUCUGGAUUCCUAUCCAGAUGAUGUCGUGGUCGGCUGUUGCUAUCGGCCAGGUUGGUCUCACCGGCAAGAACUCUUUCUACGUCACUCGUGCCCUUCUGGGUCUCAUUGAGGGUGGCUUUGUCGCCGACACUGUCCUCUACCUCUCGUACUACUACACCGCCAACGAGCUCACCAUCCGUCUGUCGUUCUUCUGGGUCACCAUGACCACCACCCAAAUCGUUGGAUCGUUCCUCGCCGCCGGUAUCCUUGAACUCCGUCACAAGACCCACCUUGCGGGUUGGCGCUGGCUGUUUGCUAUUGAAGGCACCAUUACUUUCCUCAUUGGAGUCUUUGCCUUCUUCUACCUGCCUCCCGGCCCUACCCAGACCCACCAGUCCCUCUGGGGCCGUAUCACCGGAAAGGGUUGGCUUACCGAGCGUGAGGAGAUCAUCGUCGUCAACAAGGUCCUCCGCGACGACCACACCAAGUCGCAGAUGCACAAUCGCCAGGGUCUCGACUUGGGCGACUUUUGGCGUUCGCUCACCGAUUUUGACCUGUGGCCUCUCUACCUCCUCGGUCUCAUCACCUACAUUGCGCCUUCUACUGUCAACGCAUACUUUACCCUUAACAUGAAGGGUUUCGGCUUCACGACCUUCCAGACCAACAUGCUCACCAUCCCGAGCCAGGUCAUCUUCAUCGUUUUCAACCUCAGCCUGUCGUUCCUCUCCAAGAAGCUCAAGGAGCGUACCCUUGUUGCGUCUCUUACGCCUUGGUACCUCCUUAUCCUCUUCAUUGCCCUGGUGUCCAUCCCCGACAACACUAGCCGCUGGGGCAAGUGGGCCCUGUUGUCGCUCAUUGUCGGCUACCCCUACCCCCACCCCAUCUUGGUCUCGAUGAACUCGAUGAACUCCGGAUCAGUGCGCACCCGCACCGUCGCCUCCUCGCUGUACAACAUGUUCGUCCAGGCUUCCUCGCUCGUGGCCUCGAACGUGUACCAGCCCUCGGACGCGCCUUACUACCACAAGGGCAACCGCGUUCUUCUCGGUAUCAUUGCUGCCAACAUUGUCCUCUUCUGGUUCGCCAAGGCCUGGUACAUCCUCCGCAACAAGCAGCGUGACAAGGUGUGGGACUCUAUGACUACUGCGGAGAAGGAGCACUACCUUUCCACCACCAAGGACCUCGGAAACAAGAGGCUCGACUUCCGCUUCCUCCACUAG
Apiotrichum porosum is the source of this 1653-nucleotide messenger RNA. RefSeq lists its product as uncharacterized. Gene Ontology annotation, molecular function: transmembrane transporter activity. Gene Ontology annotation, cellular component: membrane. NCBI's taxonomy places the organism in Eukaryota, Fungi, Basidiomycota, Tremellomycetes, Trichosporonales, Trichosporonaceae. The coding region runs from base 1 to 1653 and encodes 550 amino acids. Gene Ontology annotation, biological process: transmembrane transport. The record is from RefSeq and is a predicted model, not a curated record. The transcript is spliced from 3 exons.